Folsomia candida is the source of this 684-nucleotide messenger RNA. RefSeq lists its product as uncharacterized. NCBI's taxonomy places the organism in Eukaryota, Metazoa, Arthropoda, Collembola, Entomobryomorpha, Isotomidae. The coding region runs from base 67 to 669 and encodes 200 amino acids. The record is from RefSeq and is a predicted model, not a curated record. The transcript is spliced from 2 exons.
AAAUUAAAGAAAACCAUCGUGGACAAUUUUAUUCCGAGAAGCAUUCGCAAAGAGAUUGACCAAAGGAUGCGAUAUGACUCAAAGAAGGACGAAUACUUUGUGGAACCCACAAAAAACUGCAGUUUUACUCCACGAAAAGUUGACAGAAUGUUACAGUUCCCAAUGUUUAAUCUCACUCCCUUUCGUGAUCUGCAACCUAUGGACAACACUUUCUUCACGAAUGAGAAUGUGCUUCUACUUUCUCCUAACGCUUCCCAUUGGCCAGCCAAAGAUUUCGUUCCAGACAUUUUAAACCCUAGAGUGGACUCUUUGAUUAAAGCUGCUGUCAAGGACAUGAACAAUACAAUCAUUAUCAACUGCGACCAUAAAUGCAACAAGUCGAGACUUGUUGAUUCUCCUUCGUAUACUGCAAUUGGUCCAACGCUGCUCCUAAGAAACAUACGAUCAGACAGAUUUGUCGACUUUGCAGUGGUUUCGUCUGAAAUCAGCCUUCCAAGUGGUUCCAAAAUAUUUCAAAUUCAGCUCCCCCUAAGAUCACAAAAUGGCGUAAAGUACACCCAGCAACAACUUAUGGCAUUCCCUUUAUGCAAAUACUCUGCACAAGGAGAGAUAUCCUUCGAAUCAAACCGUAAAAGUAAACCAAGCUCACUUCUCUCAAGUCUAUACUAAAAUCAAAGCAUAUGA